AUGCCGCUUGUGAACUGGAGCGAGGCUACGCCUGAGGACCUCGCCGGCUUUACAGCAGACUUCCUCCGUGAAGAGUUGGUUCGCCGAAACCUGGACGCUACGGGGCCGAAGGAAGAAGUGAUCAAUCGUCUCCUCGCCGAUAUAGCCCAAAAUCGCUCAACGACGCCUUUGUUGCCUUCCCCAGACUCCUCAGCGCCCAGCCAGCGCCCGAACACUACGCCGCUUCCUUCGAGCUUCGAUGCAGCCCAAAGUACCGAGUUGCUGACGGGUUUACUUCAACAGCUCCUUCACGUGUCACAACGCGCUGCAGCGCCAGUUCAGGUCACGACUCUUCCAGACCUGUCCGCAUCGCUUCCUACAUUCAAUGGAGACGGCAGCAUUUCAGCGUCCCACUGGAUUGAAGAGUUGGAACGAACUCGAAACCUAGCUUCGUGGGAGCCUUCAACCGUACUCGCCGUCGCUCUGGGAAAGCUCCGUGGAGCAGCCGCGGAUUGGAAAGCAGUCAUUGGCCGUCAGUGUCCCACCUGGGAAGCCUUCAGGCAAGCUUUCUUGGAUCAAUUCAGCGCCAAGCAAACCUUGCUACAGUGGCAACAAGCUGUUACUUGUCGCGUGCAAGCGCACGGAGAGAACCUGGUCCACUACUCUCUGGCGAAGUUGAAGCUCAUUUCGGGAUGCCCGGUCACUCUCACCGACACUCAGCGCAUAGAGUACGCCCUUCAGGGCAUUGCAGACGGGAACCUGGCCACUACUAUAGCAGCACAACGCCCAGAAACCGUCGCCGCCUAUAUGGACAUCGUAACGCAGCUUGACCAAACAUUGAGCCACUUGUCUCGUCGACUCCCACGCCCAGGGUAUUCAAGCACCAAACUAGCAACGCCAAGCCCACAGGUGCCCCGCCACAGUGAAGAGGGCACGAAUGUUCAGGCGGUACCAGACAAAACAAGACAGCCGCAGCGAAUCGCAGCCCUACCACCAGACCAACAAGAGGCUCGGUACCUGACCAUCUCUACGAGGCAUGGCGCUCCUGCCUACCGUUCUGGCCAGAACUUGGCCGAAGCCGUGUGUUUUCAAUGCCGCCAAAAAGGACAUCUAGCUUCAAAGUGCCCAUCCAGAGCUACUGCCACACAGUCUACAACGCAUCCUUCGCCAGCUCUUCACAGCACGCUUUCCGAGACCCUUGAUGGAUCGCUGGUCCAAUGCGCCCUUGUAAACGCCACAAUUGCUGGAAUCGGCCAAGUGGACGCAUUUCCAGACAGUGGUUCCAAGGUGACACUUGUUUCUCGUCACCUUGUCAGAUCUUUGCCCCUCCUGCCCUGGACCAGACCCCCUCUAGUUGUCGUUGGAGGAACGACAGUGGCUCCUGCUGGUGCUAUCUGCUUGAAGAUCUCUGUGGGACCCAUCACCGGUUUGGUGGAAGCCGCCGCCCUCGAUAACAAUGCCGUGCCACUUAUAUUGGGGGAAGACUGGUUUGCUGCCAGUCACGCACAGUUGCUGUUCCAGCCACCCAUGCCAACCGAAAUUCGUCAUUCCACCACUGGAACAAGUGUGCGGUGCCAUGAGCGACUGUUGCCCAGGAUGUCGAACGCUGUUAUGAUCCAGGGGUCAUCUUUCAAUUGCCAUGUAUCUGGACACCACAGCUCAGCAGGCCUCCAGCGAAUGCCACUCCCAGGCCCAGAUGAACCCCCGUGGUUAGCUCUAUCUUGCCAAGAUGAUGUUUCAAACACCAACGGCCCGUCUUCUGAAUGCAAGCAAGGUGCUUCUUCAACAAUAGAGGUUUGCAUUGACCCAUCCUUGCCUGCCGCUCAGGUCGGUAGCCAUUUGCCAGCACAUCAACAACGGGAAAUCACGAGCAUUCUUUCGAAUCACGCUGAAGUAUUCGCUCGUGAAGAGGGUGACUUAGGUCUGUACGAGGGUGUUGAACACUCAAUCGACCUUCUUCCCGAUGCUGUGCCAUACAGUCGAUCCCCUUACCGUUACUCUGCUGCAGACCGUCGUUUUCUUGAGGCUCAAACAAGCACACUCCUUCGGCAAGGCAUCAUUCUUCCAGCCUUAGGACCUUGGGCAUUCCCCGCAGUGGUUGUCAGCCGAGGUAGCAAGAAGCGCCUUUGUGUUAACUAUGUGCCCCUAAACAAGAUGACUGUGAACGUCGUGCAGCCACAUCCACAUGCGGAUGACAUCAUGGAUGACAUUGCUGGGUCACAGUACUUCGCCUGCCUUGACCUAAAGUUCGCUUACUGGCAAGUUCGCGUUCGUAAGGAAGACCAAGCAAAAACUGCUUUUGUUACCCACUAUGGCACCUUUAUGUGGACUCGCAUGCCAUUUGGGCUGAAGAACGCACCUGCCACUUUCCAGCGGGCCAUGCAGUCAAUUUUUGCCAACCUGCAGCCCCAUUGCCCAAAGUGCGGUGUGCGGGUGUACUUGGAUGAUGUUCUGGUUUUUGCGCCAACUUUUGACGAGUUUGCAAGGUUACUUGACGAAGUACUUGGUGCACUCCUUGCCAGUGGAUUCAAGGUUUCACUUGACAAGUGCAAGUUUGCUUUGAAGUCUAUCAGGUUUCUCGGAUUCAUUUUGAGCAAAGACGGCAAGCAGCCUGACCCUGCCAAAGUCGAAGCCAUCAUGAAAAUCCCACAGCCUGCAAACAGCAAAGCAGUUUUGUCAUGGCUCCAGACAGCAAACUUCUAUCGCCGAUUUGUGAAGAAUUUCUCUCGGAUAGCAGCACCGUUGCAGAGUCUCAUACGGUCUGAGGAGUUUGCCUGGACCAGCGACUGCAAUGAAGCCUUUCAGCGAAUCCGCACAGCAUUAACAGAGGCACCUGUACUGGGCCAUUUUGAUCCAGACGCCCAAACCACAGUCACAACAGAUGCCUCAGGAACCGCAAUUGGUGCUGUGCUCUCUCAGAAACAGUGUGGAAAAGAAACUGUCAUCGAAUAUGCGAGUCGUGCACUCACUGCCGCAGAGAAGAAGUUGCAUAGCAACGUUUGGGAGUGUAUUGGUGUCCACUGGGCGGUUACGAUCAAGUUCCGACACUACUUGCUCGGCAAGAAGUUUUGCCUGUUGAUUGACAACUGGACCGUUGCAUGCUUAACAGCCAACAUCAGGCCUUCACGUCGUUUUACGACCAUGUUGAUGGAUCUUACAGAGUUCGACUUCACUGUGCAGCACCAUCCAGGCCGUCAAAACGUGGUUGCUGACAUGCUGUCACGAUUAUCUGCAGCAGUCCUCCAUCAGACACAGUCACUCGCAGCUAUGCAAGCAGAAGACAGAGAGUGCCAGGACCUUCGUCGCUCUCUGUCAUCUUCAGAAUCGUGGGACCAUGACCUUGCCAUAAUUGAUGACAUCCUGUACCAUAGUGACGCGACUUCAGGUUCUCAAGCUAUUGUAGUGCCAGCAAAGAUGCGCCAGGCUGUCCUGGAGGUUUUUCAUGACGGUGGAGGCCACAUGGAUGUAACCCGGACACUGACCAAAGUGAGAGAACGAUACUGGUGGCCAAACCUUACGUCUUCAGUGACCCACUACGUCACAGCAUGCCAGAUCUGCCAAAGCAACAACCGCCCAAUAUCUAAAAGUGUUGCCAAAUGGGUCUCAUGCCAGUGUCGGAUGUUCCCUUUGCUUUAA
Messenger RNA from Rhipicephalus sanguineus (brown dog tick), 3615 nucleotides. RefSeq lists its product as uncharacterized. Bases 1 to 3615 code for a protein of 1204 amino acids. Lineage: Eukaryota; Metazoa; Arthropoda; Arachnida; Ixodida; Ixodidae. The record is from RefSeq and is a predicted model, not a curated record. Gene Ontology annotation, molecular function: nucleic acid binding; zinc ion binding. The transcript has a single exon.